AUGAAGUCUGAAAUGCAGACUACUUGCUCUCCGCAAUCUUCCCCAAAAGACCGUGGAACAAAACCUCAGUCGCUGCCAGUAUUGGAAGUAACUCCGGAAAGAAAAGGAGUUCCUCUGGGACAAUCUUUUCGACUGAAACCGCAGUAUCGUGGACGUCUUCGUGAAACAGACUCAGACGUAAACUUGCGCUCACCGAGCCCCGCUCCCGGGACUGCAGAAUCGCAUGGGCACGGCCGAUUGUUACGACGUCGUCUGUCCCGCUCAGUGGAAGACGUGCAAGACCACGAUCCGUACAGAGAGAAGGGUGCUGCUGACAUUAAGCGACUACUGAACAUUCGACGUGAGAAGGCCGAUCUCCAAAAAGAAACAACGAAACAGAUUCAAAAGCUGACUUUCAUGAUCUCCGAUAUAAUGACAAGUGGAAACAGCAACCAGCAAACAGACACUGAAGUUCGAGUCUGCUGUAUUAUACAGGUACGCAAGCCUUAUUGUGUUAAGUGAUU
Strongylus vulgaris is the source of this 503-nucleotide messenger RNA. The record is from the annotation of a GenBank genome assembly. NCBI's taxonomy places the organism in Eukaryota, Metazoa, Nematoda, Chromadorea, Rhabditida, Strongylidae.